GAGCCGCAGAGGAAAUAUGUAAACAUAUUUGACAGAACAAUUUAACUACAGAAAUCAGUCAAGUUAUAAAAAAGUAGUUUUUAUCUAUAAAUUUAGUUAUAAAAUAAAACAAAUGUUUUAUAAAACGUUCAGAAUUAAAAAUGCUUUUCCAAUAAAGUAUUAAACGUGUUAUAUUGAUUAGGGUGUGCUUGUAAGAGUUUGUAAAAUCCACUAUUUGCUUGGUGUUCGCGAAUUCUAUCUAUAUCACUACAUUUGAAUUAUUUUAAAAUGGAUACUGCUGUUCUUGUAAAUAUUGAUAACUUCGUGCAACCACAAAAGCCAUUAGUCGCUCAUCAGAUGUAUGUGACCGAGAUUCCAGACAUGAUUGCCGUAGAGACCAGAUUCAUAACACGUCAAAUGGCUGAAGAGGAGGAAAUGUUGCUAACACAAACGCUGAUACUCUCUGAAAACUCUGACACGGAAUAUAAUCCAAACGAGGCUUUCAAUAUUUCUUAUAAAACCAAAGAAGCGAGUGUUAUGGCAAUUGUCGAUGUUGCACAUAAGUGUGUUGAGACUAAUAGUCGUAACCCACUGCGAGAUCGAGAACAACAGACCGUUCGGGCGUUUAAUCAACAAGAUAUAGGCAUCCAAUGUGAUUUGGAGAAUGACAUAAACAGUGAUAUAAUGCUAAUGGAAAUAAACCCACUGGAGGAAUGCGAUACCAAUGAAUAUCACUUAUUUUUAGAUUUUGUGGAAAAAAAUACCUAUCUAUAUAGUAACAACAAAAAAGAGUGCAUAGUGUGUGGUGAAAUUUGUGCUAAUUCAAAACAAACACUAACACAUAUGGCGACACAUUGGGGCCCACCGGCACUUUGUGAACUUUGUGGCCAACAGUUUGAAAACGCAAACAUUUUAAUAACGCAUCGAUGUGACAACAAGGAAACUAAGAAAAAGAUGAAGAGUAGUUGUCUACAAUGCCCGUUAUAUUCUUGUGGAUUAAUUGUAAGAUCGAAAAUUGAUUUAUUUCAUCAUAUUAAUGAGCACUUAGAUAUGCCUACUUACCGUUGUUUGUGUUGUAAACUGAAGUUUAAAAGCAGGAAAGCGCUACGACAGCACUCCCUAGUACAAAAGACAUGCCUGCCAAAGUUCUGGCGUUUACCAUUGUUACAAUAUUUAAACAAAUCUAAAAAAAGUAAACUUCUCCGAAGACGUAAUCAACAACCAUUACGACUGUAUUUUAGUGAAAAGUUACGCUGUCAAAUUUGCUUACUUAAAUGUUUAAACGUGUCUUUAUUUGCAAAGCACCGUAAAAGAUGUAUAAAAAGGUUUAUAGAAAGACUAGAAAAGGUGAAAUAGACAGUGGUGACUUAGGGGGAAUGAAGCUAGUCAUCAUCCGGCUAUGAUAUUUAAAUUAAAUUAAUUUAUAGAUAAUUGUAGGUAUUUAUUCAAUAAAAUUAAGUAACUUUAACAA
Molecule: messenger RNA, 1450 nt
Organism: Zeugodacus cucurbitae (melon fly)
Lineage: Eukaryota; Metazoa; Arthropoda; Insecta; Diptera; Tephritidae
Gene: Boh1
Product: zinc finger protein 574
Exons: 2
Coding region: 268-1335 (355 amino acids)
Source: RefSeq, a predicted model, not a curated record